AAAAUUACGUUAUGAAAGAAAAUAUACAAAAUAAUAAAGAACCAGUAAAAAAAAGGGAUUUAUGCAAUUUCCCAUAUCCAGAGAAGAGAAAUGUAGAUAUUAAUAAACAAUGGCAUACCAGCGAUGAGUAUGCGUGUUUAUUAAAUAAAAUGGAAUUUUAUGAAAAGUCUAAAAUCUUACCACAAUUUAUGCCACAGAAAUUAAUCGAAAAUGAACAUUUUGACAAUUUUUCAAACUUAUCCAGUAUUAAUCAUCUCCAAAGCAUGAAUAAUAACUACAAUUUUUGCAGAAAAGAAAUACAAACUUCAAAAAGAUUUAUAUCCGACAAAAUAGAAAACAAAAAUGGUCCAAAAAUUCAAGAAACUAUCCCUAAAAGUUCUUUCAAAAGGCAGGAAGAUUCAAGAACUAUUAUAUCUCCUCAAAAAGCUUAUGAAUUCAACAGUCAAUCACAAAUUAAUUUGGAACCAAUCCCUGUAAAUCCAGAUGAAGAUUUUUCUAAAAAUGGUAUAACAGAGGUUUUUAAGAAAAGCAAUGAAAAAAUAUCUACUUGUAUGUUCGAAAAAGAUUCUAUAUCUCUUAAAAAUUUUUUUCUAAAACAACAGGAAAAGGAAAUGACAGAAGAUAACAAGGAUAACAUUUCACCAGAUUUACAUACGGAAUUUGACUACGCUUCUACUCUUUUUAAAACUGAUGAUAAUGAUGAAUAUUCUUUUUUCAAAAAUACUUUUGAUACACUAACGGUACAAGAUGAAAACAUAAAAGAUUACGAAAAUAAUAAUAAAAAUAAUAACAUUUCUUCUCAAGUUGAUUAUAAUGAUAUCUGGAAAACAAUUGGUGAAGAUACUGAUUUCUUACCAGAUGAAGUCAUAUGUACUAACAAUGAUAUUACAUUUGAUGCAAACGAUAUAACAUUAGAUACAAAAACAAUGCCGUCAAAUGAAAAUAUGUUUUUUUUGCCAGAAAAUAGUACAGAGAGUUACGUCAAUCAAGUUUCAAAUAUGCCUUAUCCUUAUUUAAAUAGUCAUGAAUUAGACAGAUCUUCAUCAUCUAAAAAACCUAAUCUUAUGUCAGAUACUUACCACUCUAAUAUGCAUAUCAAUAAUAUUCAAUCAUAUUCAUCAGAUACAGAUUUCCAAGCAGAUAUUCUAAGUACAAAUAAAACAAAAAAUAUAUUUAAUCAAUCAUCAUCUGAAAUAUCCUCUGAAAAUAAUAUUUCUUUAACCCAUACUAGAAGCCAACAAUGCAUUUAUCAGCAAUCAUAUCAGCCAAAUAAUAAUUAUUUUUCAACUAUAAAUUCAGAAAACAAUGAAAUAGCUACAAAAUCAUAUAUUUCUAUUAAAGGUGGUUAUUUAUCUCCAUACGACCUUCCCGUACAAUUUAUACCUAAAUUUAGGCGUCUAGCAGAUCCAGUUUCUAAUAAAUAUGCUGAUAUACAAAAACAUAAUAAUUCUUCUGAUUACAUACAAACAAAUAUAAAUACAUUUGAAGCAAAAUCAUCUAAAUCUCUACAAAACAUGCCAAUAGAUGAGAAUGUUACUAAUAAUUCUAAAAUAUUAUGUAAUGAAACGUUAUUAAAAGAUAUGAAUAAUGAAAAAGAUUUAUUAAAUUAUACAUCAACUAAUACGUCUAUUCCAAAUGCUAAUACAUAUUUUAUGCAGCAAACAUCUAAAACUUAUAAAGAAAAAGCAGAAGAUAAAAAUAAAAUGUUUCAAGAUCUGCCAAUAGAAUUCUCUAAAAAAUCAAAAAUUUCAAAUAAAACUAUUAAUAAAACAUAUACAAAUACUCAAAAUACGGAAUUUGAAAUACAACGUUCAAACAUGCAAUAUACAUCGACUGAUCAAAAGAACGUGAACGAGAUCUAUUAUAAUUCUCAUGAAACUAAUCAGGAUGUUUUCAGCAUUAUAAACAAUAAAUCAUCUUUAUCAGAUACACCAUUUAAUAUCAAUAGUCUGGAACUAAAUACAAAAAAGAUAGAUAUGAAUAAUUUUUCAUUAAGCAAUAUCAAAAACAGACAAAAUAUACAUAAUGAAUCUCAUAUUCAAGAAAAUGCACUUGAACAAAAUGAAUUUUCAUAUUCAGAAGCAGAAGUAACUAAAAAAAUUAAUUUAUACUCUCAACAUUCUUUGGAAUCACAUUAUAACCCAAAAAAAUAUUUAACUGUUAAAGAAAAUACACAAGAACCAAGAAAUGAAAAAUCUAUCAAUAUUUCUCAAAAAUUUCCAUCUACUUCUAAUUAUGAGCCAUAUACAUCUACUAUGCAGAAAAAUAUACAACCUCCUUCGAAUUUUCCAUUAGAUAUAGAUAAUUCAUAUCUACAAUCAGAAAAACAGGAUAAAUCAGUAGCAUCAAACAUAUAUACAUCUUUUAUAUUACCAUCUCAAUCAAUGUCUUCUAAUAUCCAAAACAACAAUUCUAUGCUGGAUAUAAGUGAAAAUAAUUCCAGAAGAUAUAAUUCUGAUGAAAAAACUAGACCUAUUUAUCAUAAAGAUAGUUUCGAAAAUCCUAGUUAUCCUAUAUUAGUAUGGGGAUUUGGAGGGAAAAUCAUAACAAUAUUUCCAAAUAGAACAUAUAUUUCUAACAAUUCAAAGUAUUUAUAUUCUAAUUUGUCACAUACUUCCGGAACAUUAAAAAUUUCAAAUAUUAGAUCUUAUUUUCAAAAUUCCGAAUUAUUAGAUAUGACAAUACCUGGACCAUUAUUUUCAAUAUCUAAAAAUACUAAUAAAGCCCGUAAGAAAGAAGCUAUUAAGUGGAUGAAGGAAAAAAUUCAAUCACUAGAGCUUAUUAAAGAUGAUGAAAAACAGGAAUUUUUUAAUGAAAAAAUACUCUUAUGGAAAAUAAUAUAUAUCUUAUUAGAUAAUUGUUUUUCUUCAGAUCAAUAUGAAAGUAUUCAUUCGAUUUUAAAUCUAUUACAACCAAACUUGCAGUUUCCCAAUAAAGAACCUGAAUUUACGAUUACUGCAGAUUUUAUGAAUUCUAGUUCUAACUUGGAUACAAAUACUCAAGAGAUAUCAUCAUAUACUGUUACUCGAGAAUCCCUAGAACAAAUUAAACACUAUCUUUUAAAUGGUGCCAGAAAUGACGCUAUCCAAUUCUGCUUAGAUAAAAAACUUUGGCCGCAUGCUCUUCUAAUAUCUAAUUCUAUAGGUAAAGGAGUAUGGAAAUAUGUAGCAAAAGAAUUCAUACGUUCCGAAAUUAAUGUCAGCAAUAAAAGUUUGCAAGGCCUUAAAUUUUUCUAUGAAGCAUUAUGCGAAGAUGAUCUAGAUACAGGAAUUCCUGAUUCUUUUUUCAAUGGUACUGUUAAUAUAGAACCUAAUAAAACAAAAGAAUUUCAUAAAGAUUAUUUGGAUAACUGGAAAGAAACAUUAGUUAUGAUUCUUUCUAAUCCAAGUAAUAAAGAUUCCAAUAUUAUACAUAAUCUAGGAAAACUUCUUAUCAAAAAUAAUUAUAUAAUUCCAGGACAUAUAUGUUUUUUACUGGCAAAAAAAGAUUCAGUAUUUUCUAUGCUUGAUAUACAUAACUCAGACCUUAUUUUACUUGGAGGAGAUCAUAUAAAUAAUCCAUCUUCAUUUUAUCAUGAUUUAGACAACAUAAUUUUAAAUGAAAUUCUAGAACUUUAUACAGCUCUUAAAUCUCAAUCACCUUUUUAUGGAUAUGCUCAUUUACAAGCUUAUAAAUUUUAUUAUGCAACAAUAUUAGCAGAUUUUGGGUAUAUAUCUGAGGCACAAAGAUAUUGCGAAUCAAUUAAUGAUAUUAUUAAAAAAUUUUCUAAAGGCUCUCCCUUCUUUCAUUUAUUAUUUAUUCAACAAUAUCAGGAAUUUUCAUCUCGACUUUUAACUUAUGAAUCUCUUAAUUCAAUGCCAUCAUGGUUUGGAAAAAAAAUGUCAAAACCUAAAUUAGACAGUUUUUGGGGAUCAAUUGAAAACAAGUUAAGUAAAUUUGUUGCAGGAGAGACUAGUUCUAUCGAAUCUCAAGAAAUUUUAAAUAAUGAUUCAAAACCUUUUGAACGUUUCGCCGAAAAAAUAUCACAUUCCAAAAUCCAUUCACAAACAAAUCUUGAAGCAUUAAACACAUGUACAGUUGGUCCUUACCUUAUACAAAAUGAAUUUAUUUCUCAACCAAAUCAUCAGAAAAAGCCAAUAAAAACAUGUCAAAACAACUAUGAAUUAUCACAUAAUUCAUCUAUAACUAACUUUGAAGAUCCUAACGUUUUUUUAAAAGAUAAAAAAUAUGACCAUUUAUCUUGUUAUCAGCCAAUGCCAGAAUCCUAUGAGACUUCUAAUCAAGAAUGUUAUCUCGAAAAUGUUCAGUAUUAUAAGGAACCUAUUAUAUCAGAAAAUAGUUCAGAAAAUAUUUUAAAUAAGGAAGUUUUCAAAGAAAAUGAUCAGAUAGAAUUGUCAGAAAAUGAUAAUCCUAAUUAUUUGGAAUCUGGAAAUAUACAGACUAAUGAUUUUUAUAAUACUAAAUCCGAACUAAAAGAUCUAUCCAUUACUCAACUUAACUCAGAAGACUCUUGUAACGUUGAAUCUAAAUCUCAGUCUCCAGGAAAUAGUAAAGAUGAAAAUGCAAAUUCUAGCUGGUUUAGUAAAUGGUGGGGAAAAAAAGAACAAUCUAAAGAAAAGAAAAUAUAUAAAGCAAAAUUAGGAGAAGAAAAUUCAUUUGUUUAUGAUACCGAGCUUAAAAAGUGGAUUAAUAAAAAGGAUAAUACUUCAAUUUCUGAACAUGUUAUAUCACUACCACCACCACCAAAAAAAACGGAAUUAUCUCAUUCUACAAAUUCGAUAGCUAAAGAAUUGCAUUAUAAUGAAUCAAAUGAAAUGUCUUCUAGUACUAUUAUACCUAAUAUCGAUUCUAUGAACCCUCAAUUAUCUACUAAAUUUAAACAUAAACCAGUAGUAUCAAAUGACGAUGCUCUUGAUGAUUUACUUAAAAUGGCAUCAGAACAUUCUUUAACUAAUGGAAAUACACAAACAAAAACAUUCCCUAGAAAAAUAAAAGCAAAAAAUACUAAAAAUAAAUAUGUUGAUAUAAUAAACUUAAAUCCUUAAAUGUUAUGCUACUUAUUGAGUAUUUAUUUCAGAUAUUCAUUAUCCUGGUAUUAUUAAACA
This is a messenger RNA of Pneumocystis murina B123, 5105 nucleotides long. RefSeq lists its product as hypothetical. The record is from RefSeq and is a predicted model, not a curated record. Gene Ontology annotation, biological process: autophagy; COPII vesicle coat assembly; Golgi organization. The transcript is spliced from 12 exons. Gene Ontology annotation, cellular component: endoplasmic reticulum exit site; ER to Golgi transport vesicle membrane. Lineage: Eukaryota; Fungi; Ascomycota; Pneumocystomycetes; Pneumocystales; Pneumocystaceae. Bases 12 to 5045 code for a protein of 1677 amino acids.